AUGGGUCGUGGUGCACGACAGGUGCCCCUGGGUCGUGGUGCACGACAGGUGCCCCUGGGUCGUGGUGCACGACAGGUGCCCAUGGGUCGUCGUGCACGACAGGUGCCCAUGGGUCGUGGUGCACGACAGGUGCCCAUCGGUCGUGGUGCACGACAGGUGCCCAUGGGUCGUGAUGCACGACAGGUGCCCAUGGGUCGUGAUGCACGACAGGUGCCCAUGGGUCGUGAUGCACGACAGGUGCCCAUGGGUCGUGGUGCACGACAGGUGCCCAUGGGUCGUGAUGCACGACAGGUGCCCAUGGGUCGUGGUGCACGACAGGUGCCCAUGGGUCGUCGUGCACGACAGGUGCCCAUGGGUCGUCGUGCACGACAGGUGCCCAUGGGUCGUGAUGCACGACAGGUGCCCAUGGGUCGUGGUGCACGACAGGUGCCCAUGGGUCGUGGUGCACGACAGGUGCCCAUGGGUCGUCGUGCACGACAGGUGCCCAUGGGUCGUGGUGCACGACAGGUGCCCAUGGGUCGUGAUGCACGACAGGUGCCCAUGGGUCGUCGUGCACGACAGGUGCCCAUGGGUCGUGGUGCACGACAGGUGCCCAUGGGUCGUGGUGCACGACAGGUGCCCCUGGGUCGUGAUGCACGACAGGUGCCCCUGGGUCGUGAUGCACGACAGGUGCCCAUGGGUCGUGAUGCACGACAGGUGCCCAUGGGUCGUGGUGCACGACAGGUGCCCAUGGGUCGUGAUGCACGACAGGUGCCCAUGGGUCGUGAUGAACGAUGGUCGUGCUCAUCACCAUUGGACGAGAGAUAA
This is a messenger RNA of Procambarus clarkii (red swamp crayfish), 807 nucleotides long. The record is from RefSeq and is a predicted model, not a curated record. Lineage: Eukaryota; Metazoa; Arthropoda; Malacostraca; Decapoda; Cambaridae.